AUGAUCCAGACGGGCUCGUCCGCGGCAGCCGCGGAGUCCACGCGCGCAAGAGCUCCGCGGGAGUUCUUCUGCCCGCUGUCGGGGCGCGUCAUGCUGGACCCGGUCAUCGUCGCGUCGGGCUGCACCUACGAGCGCGCGCACAUCCUGCAGUGGCUGCGCGCGCCGGGUCCGCAGGCGGCAACCUGCCCCGCGACUGGCGCAGCGCUGCCCCACGCGCAGAUCGUGCCGAACAUAGCGCUAAAAGAGCUCAUCACCUCGUGGCUGGCGUCGCACGCCGCCAGCGGUAACACAACGAUUACUACUAGCAGCGCCACCGUUGCGCUAGUGACUAGCGCCUCGGGUCGCAGCAGCAGUUUCAGCAUCAGCGUCAGUCGCGGCGGGAACAGUCACGGCGCCGGCCAUGGCGCGAACAGCCCCGGCGGCCGGCGCGGCGUGAGCUUUCAAUCACCUCCCGCCUCUCUGGAAAAGUCCUCCACUGUUUCCUCUCCCCGCCGCUGCCCGUCUCCGUCGCUCCCCGAUUCACCCACCAGCUCCGCCGCUUCCCCCUCUCCAUCCCCCUCCUCCGCCUUCUCCCCCACAAUCCGCCCCGCGGGGGAUGCAGCGCCCACGCGCACCCCUUUUCCGCCUCUUCCUUUCCCGUCAAGGGCAACCGUAGCAUCUGCCGUUAAGCCUACCGCACCUCCGGCCGGACAGCCGUCAGCUGUCCGCCAGCCGUCCAAGCUACUGGCAAGAAGCAGCUCGUUGACCGCAAACGGGCCUGCGAGUUGUGCUCUGACGUCACCAGGCCGUGGGGGCAGCAGCGGCGGCGAGAGCAAAGGGAGUGCGUGCUUGCAGCAAUCAGCUGAGGACGCUGUGUCUCCUCAAGGUCCGCCGUCGCUGCUGCACGAAAGGAAGCACGAGGAAACCCAGAAGCAGCAACAACCACAGCUAUCGCAACAGCAGCAGGCGAAGAUGAGCAAUCAAAUCACCAGCUCUGAGGCAGCCACAAGCCAAGCCCCCACCGAGGGCGUUCCGGAGGACAAGGUCUCGUGCCAGUCCAAGCCUGCAGCUCGUGCUGCCGUUGUCAGCGCUCGUGGCACACCCGCUGUGCCUGCAGGCGGGCCUCGAGGCGGGCAGACAUCAAAGCAGGCGAGCACAACCGCACGCCAACCUCUGCGUCUUGCUGCUGCCGCUACUAACCAGCUCCAACCGGUGCGAUCAGAAGGCUGCCUGCCCUCCACGCAUCCUUCGAUAUCCGGCGUGCCAUGUGAAGGGGCGAGAGGGAGAGUACUUGCCGCAGCUCCUGCUGCCACCCGUGCUGCUGCUGCUACUCGUGGCCGCGCUGGCGGGCGGGGAGCGGGGCGUGGGCGUGGCAUGGGCAGUGGCGGCGGGUGCAAGUCCCACGUGCAGCUGUCGCUGCAGGUUGGAGCUCCCUCUCCGGGCGUGUGGAGCAUAGCAGGGGCAUCGCCUGGUGCUGACGGCGCUGCAAGCAGAGCCGGGAGUGGUGCUAACAUGGCAGCUCAGGCGGAUGCAGCAGCAAGUGCAGGCAGCAGCAGCAGCACCCCGCGCGCACAAGGACAAGCUGCUGCAAAAGCAGGAGAGGAGGAGAAAGGUGGCCCAAGGGAGGAGGAAGUGAGCGGGAAGAACGCAGAGGGUGGAUCGAAGGCUCCUCCAAAGGUGGAUGACUCGCAGGGGGUUUGCGUGACAGGUAGUAGUCAGAUGGUAGCUGCUGUGGAGAAGGCACAAGGGCAGGUGACUACGAGGCAGAUGGGAGGCCAGGCUGCUGUGCAGCCCGCAGCGUUACGGGCAGACAACAAGCAGCCGGCAGGGCAGCCGAACGGAUCGAAACAGCCCAAACAGUCGCAGCUACGUAAGGUAAUGCUAUCCAGCGGUUCACUUCAGCAGCAACAGCGGCCGCCGCCACCACUUGCCAGGCCUUCCUUUCUCCCGCCUCCACUCACCUGCCCCUCCCUCCCAUCCUCUGCCCCUCGCCCACCGCCGCUACACACUCGGUCUACCAGCAUCAGCACCCCGAUGAGCAUUCGCCCUCCUCUCUCUAAGGACCCUCUCUCUCCUUCUAUCAAAUACUCUCACUCCCUAUCCCUGUCCCUUUCCCCACCCGACAAGAAGCUUUCGCACUACCAGGCAGCGAACGAGAGCAGUUUUGGUGGCAGCGGCAGGGGAGUGCGGCCGCUGGUGCUGGGUAAAGCCGGCCUCACUGCUAAUGGCAAUCUGCAGAGUGGGAAGGGAGGAGGAGGAGGGGUGAACGAGGAGGUGGUGGUGGUGGAUUCUGAGCCGAUGCAGCAGGGGAAAAGGGCCGCCGUGAACACGGGACGAGGCGAUCAGGGAAGGGGUGUUGGUGGUGCAGCGUUUGUUGGCAGUGCUACAAACUUGGCCAGAGGAUCAUCAACAGCAGCAGCAACAGCAGCAGCAACAGCAACCGGAAACGGAGCGGGGAGAUUGCUAUCAGCCAGUACGAAAGUGACUCCAUCCCACUGCACCCCGCACAUGCUCAGCCGCAGCCUUUCUGCCCCUCUAUCCGCCCUGCGUGCCAUGCCCCCCAACGUCCCUCACCUGCACCCCUCCUGCCUGCCUCCAUCCACGUCCUCCGACUAUCUCCAGAACCAGCAGCACCACACUCACACCUACCGCAACAACCAGCACUCCAACCCACAGCAGCAGCAGCAGCAGCACCGGCGCUCCCCGUCUCAAGUCAUCGUGACGUCCACAUCGCCUGGUGCCAGGCCGCUCAGGCCGGGCGCACCCAGCCCCCGCAGCAACAUCCAGGCGAGCAAGGCAGGACGGGUAAGAGCGGGUGAGGGUGCGGGCAGCGUCAUGGAGCAGGGUGUGCUGAGUGUGCAGUGCAGGGCUGUGAGUGGGGGCGCGGGAGGAGGUGGGAGCGGGAUCGGCGACCGGGACGGGGGCGAGGGGGGUUCAGUGGAGAGGCCCAAGGGUGGAGGAGGAGGAGGAUCCCAGGCGAGGAUGCUGCGGUCUUCACGCUCCUCCAACGCCCUGCUGCCGUCCCCCACUCCCGCGUCUCUCCUGCACAAGCGCUGCAGCCUGCCCGCCAGGAGCAACUCACUGGUGAAGCCUCUCCCCGGACUGCUGGAGGGAGUGGGUGCUGUGAGGAAGGGCACUGGAGCAGGGAGGAAGGAGGGGGGAAAUGGUGGUGGUGCUGGCGGUGGUGAUGAUGGUGGAGUUGGUUUGGAAGGUGGUGGUGCUGAUCGUAGCAGCGGCGGCGGCGGCAACUGUGGAAAGGUGAAGCUAGGGGAGAAAGGUGAACUGGAGGCAGAGGGGGAGGGUGAAGGGGAGGAUACUGUGGGUGAGGAGAGGUUGGUGCAUGAUGGUGCACAGCAGCUGGUGGAUUUGCUUUGGUGUGGAGCCGUGCCCGCCCUGCUGUCACUGGCCAGGGGACACAGGGAGGCACUCAGGAAGCCGCACCCUCGCACAGUACAGAAUAUUUAUGAGAUGGCGGUUGAUGCGAGUGGAGAUGUGGGUGCUGAGGUGGGAGCAGCUGCCGAAAUGUCAGCAGAUAUUGCUCGCAUCCUGACAUACCUGGUGGGAGAUGUACCGUCGUGUGUUGAGGAUACGAUAUUACAUGGGGUGAUAGAGGCAGGCAUAGGUAUGCUUGGGAGCAGAGUGCAGGGUAUGGAUGCACAUGCAAUGGGCCUGUUGAAUUGCCUUUCACGCUGGCCACAUGGGCGAAAGGCGAUCGCUGACGUGGCAGGGAGUGCAGCAGCACUGGUGGAGGUGGUGGUGGGACCGUGUGUGCGGGCGAGAGGAGCAGCUGUGAAGGUGAUGAGGGAUCUUGUGGUCGGGGGAUUCUUGUCUGCUGUUGCUCUGGUGGGCGAGGAUGCAUUGCCACCACUAGCAAGGAUUACCCUUAGCGUGGGAGAGGGCCAUUCUGAUGAGGUGAUCAAGAAAGGGGUUGACGAGAGGGAGCUGGUAAAAAAUGCACGAGCCUUGCUUUUCUUGCUGAAGGAAUCUGUCUGGCAAGAAGGAAACCCUCCAGCUUCUCAGUCUUCUGUUGCUGCCUUGCCUGCUGUCGUCGUGCUCUUGGAAGAUGUGGAGAGUGGGGCUGCAUGCUGUACCGUGUGCAAUGAAGUAGCGGAAGUAGGAGAGGAGGUGGUGAGGCUGCCAUGCAGGCACCUGUACCAUGGGGCGUGCAUCAGGCAGUGGCUUGGCGUGCGGAACACGUGUCCCAUGUGCCGGUUUGAGCUGCCCACGGAUGACAUUGGGUAUGAGGCGAGGACCGGGCUGAUGACAGAACAACGAGCCCAGCGGCAGCAGGGAUAG
This is a messenger RNA of Closterium sp. NIES-65, 4275 nucleotides long. The record is from the annotation of a GenBank genome assembly. Lineage: Eukaryota; Viridiplantae; Streptophyta; Zygnematophyceae; Desmidiales; Closteriaceae.